ACCAAUCUCUCUCUGGUGACCAAAUCAUUAUCUCUAAUGGAGGUACCUUCACACUGGGCUUCUUUAAACCAGGUAAUACCUCAAAAUACUACAUAGGCAUGUGGUACAAUAAAAUAUCGCAGCGAACUAUAGUUUGGGUAGCAAAUAGAGAAACACCAGUUUCUGAUAGAUAUUCUUCAGAGUUAGCAAUUUCAAAUGGUAAUUUAGUUCUUUUAAAUGAGUCCAAAAUUCCAAUUUGGUCUACAAAUUUGAAAUCUAAUACUUCGAAGUCUUUAGAAGCCAUACUUCUUGAUGAUGGGAAUUUUAUUUUAAAUGGAUCUGUUUCGAAAGAGCCAUUAUGGCAAAGUUUUGAUCAUCCAGCUGACACAUGGCUUCCUGGUGCCAAAGUUGGAUUGAACAAAGUUACUAGAGAAAACACACGUUUAGUUUCAUGGAAGAGUAAAGAAGAUCCUGCACCAGGUCUGUUUUCUUUUGAGCUAGACCCAAAUGGAUCUAGUCAAUGUUAUGUUCUUUUGAAUAAUACCAAAGUUAUUUGGAGUAGUGGAACUUGGAAUGGGCAAACCUUUACCUUAAUUCCAAAAUUUAUGUUGAAUUAUAUUUACAAUUUCAGUUAUGUAAAUAAUGCAAAUGAGAACUAUUUUAAAUAUUCUUUGUACGGUAAUUAUGCUAUAUACCGAUUUGUGAUGGAUAUUCGAGGGCAGAUUCAACGGCAGUCUUGGUCUGAACCUUCUAAGCAAUGGCAAUUGUUUUGGGCUGAACCAAGAGUGCAAUGUGAGGAUUAUGCUUACUGUGGCGCGUUUGGUAGCUGCAAUAUUAAUUCGAAACGUCUCUGUCAUUGUUUGACUGGUUUUGAUCCUAAGUCAGGAGAUGAUUGGAAUUCAGAGUUUUAUUCUGGUGGGUGUGUUAGGAGGAUGAGUCUGCAGUGUGGGAAUUCUAGCCUGGUUAAUGGCAAGGGAGAUGGGUUUUUGGCUAGUUAUAAUAUGAUAUUGCCUGAAAAUUCAGAGACGGUGGCAGUUGGAAGUGGUGAAAAAUGUGAAUUGCGUUGCUCGAAUGACUGCCAUUGUACUGCUUAUGCUUAUGAAAACUACCAGUGUUUGAUUUGGAUUGGAGAUCUUUUAGAUGUAAAACAGGUUGCAGAUGGUGAUCCUAGUGGAAAAACACUCCAUGUUAGGCUUGCAGCUUCUGAGUUUUCAAGUUCUAAGAAUAACAAGGGAGUAAUUAUUGGGGCGGUUGUGGGCUUGGUAGCAGUUGUUGGUGUUGGCCUUGUUAUAUUUUUAAUUUUCAGAAGGAAGAGAAGACGCAAAUUGGGUAAAACCGUAACGGGUUCACUGAUUGCUUUUCGGUAUAGAGAGUUACAAAAUGCAACAAAGAAUUUCUCGGAGAAAUUAGGUAAAGGAGGUUUUGGUUCUGUUUACAAAGGGACAUUGCCAGAUUCAAGCGUCAUUGCUGUAAAGAAGCUUGAAAGCAUUAGUCAAGGUGAGAAGCAGUUUCGUGCAGAAGUCAACACAGUUGGGAGUAUCCAACAUGUCAAUCUAGUUGGCCUUCGUGGGUUUUGCUCUGAAGGAACUAAAAAACUGCUGGUUUAUGAUUAUAUGCCUAAUGGUUCACUUGACUUCCAUAUAUUCCGUGAAAAGACGUUGGGCUGGAAUAACAGAUACAGUGUUGCUUUAGAGACGGCAAGAGGAUUAGCUUAUCUUCAUGAUAAAUGCAGAGACUGCAUUAUACACUGCGAUAUAAAGGCAGAAAAUAUCCUUUUAGAUGCUGAAAUGCGCCCAAAAGUGGCAGAUUUUGGACUGGCAAAGCUUGUGGGGCGAGACUUUAGCAGAGUACUCACAUCAAUAAGAGGCACAAGAGGUUAUCUUGCACCAGAAUGGCUUUCAGGAGUGCCUAUAACGGCUAAGGUUGAUGUAUACAGUUUCGGAAUGAUGCUUUUCGAACUUGUAUCGGGGAGGAGAAACUCUCAGCGACCUGAAGACAGAGAAGUGAAGUUCUUCCCAACUUGGGUUGCUAGGCAAAUAACUGAAGGUGGUGAUAUCCUUAGACUAUUGGAUCCAAGAUUAGAUGGCAAUGCCGAUUUGGAUAAGCUAAUAAGAGUCUGCAAAGUUGCUUGCUGGUGUAUCCAAGAUGAUGAAACCCAAAGACCAUCAAUGGGACAAGUAGUUCAGAUUCUUGAGGGAGUCUUGAAUGUGAAUCUGCCUCCAAUUCCAAGAUCUCUCGCGGAGUUUUUUGAUGACUCCUGCACAGAAUCUUCUUCUAGCUUGAGUAUCCAGUCACAAUCACAAACACAAAGCCGCAACCCAAUGGCUUCCUCCCAGGCCACGAGCGGCAAAUCAUCAGUUCCAAGUCUUAGUGAUUCUACUUUCGCAUAGUAUAUAAAGAUAGAGCGUAAAGAAAUUGUAAUAGUCAGUUUUACUUUUCCUUUUCUGUUGACAUGGAUACUACUAGUCAGUUGUUGUUUCUUGGAUGAUAAAAUAGCUAUCUAUUUUAGGACUAUAACAUUUAUAAAAGUCAGCUGCAAAUUUUGAAUUUGGAACUCAA
Jatropha curcas is the source of this 2538-nucleotide messenger RNA. RefSeq names its product G-type lectin S-receptor-like serine/threonine-protein kinase At2g19130. The record is from RefSeq and is a predicted model, not a curated record. Gene Ontology annotation, biological process: recognition of pollen; protein phosphorylation. NCBI's taxonomy places the organism in Eukaryota, Viridiplantae, Streptophyta, Magnoliopsida, Malpighiales, Euphorbiaceae. Gene Ontology annotation, molecular function: protein serine/threonine kinase activity; ATP binding.